Molecule: messenger RNA, 1218 nt
Organism: Vitis vinifera (wine grape)
Lineage: Eukaryota; Viridiplantae; Streptophyta; Magnoliopsida; Vitales; Vitaceae
Product: probable protein ABIL5
Exons: 8
Coding region: 301-1101 (266 amino acids)
Source: RefSeq, a predicted model, not a curated record
CAGUAACUACACUUUGUUUUUUGGAAACCAACACAAAAUCACGGGACUGAUAAUGGGUUUUGUCCUCUUCCUUUUCUUCCCCCAGUACUGCUCUUUAUGAGAAUCUUCCUUUAAGGGGUUUUGGUUACUUUUACAUACAGAGGGUUCACGAGAGUACUCCAAUCAUCCCAGCACCAACUCAUCCACAAGUUCAAAAAAGGAAAGGGGGAUAAGGAGAGAGAUUGGAUUUGUAUCAUUGUAUAUAUAUAUAGUCUUUCUUAGUAUUCUUACACAUUUGUCUUCAAGAAGAAGAAGAAAGAAAUGCAGGAGUCUGAGUCACCUGCCCAUGCAAUUUCAGAAGCUGAAUCUGAAGACACCGUUGAUCAGUUCCAUGAGUCUCUCCAAGAGCUUAGACAGUUGCGUUCCCAGCUUCAUAAAGCUGCGGAUUACUGCGAAACAACUUUCUUGAAUACCAAACAAAAGAAAGUUCUUGUGGAAAACACAAAAGAGUACAUAUGCAGGGCUGUAGUGACGGUAGUUGAUCAUCUUGGAUGUGUCUCAAAUAAUCUGGAUUACCUGCUGUUUAAGAACAAUUCAUCCUCGGAAAUCGAGGUCCGAAUCGGCUGCUUGAAGCAAAGGCUUCUUACAUGCCAACAAUAUGUUCACAAGCUUGCUCUAACCCAAGUGCGAUGGAACCCGAAUUUGCCGAGAUAUAGCCAUCGCUACAUAUCACCACCUCUGCCAGAUGUUGAGAGGUCAAAUGGAGGUUUAAGGGAAUCUUAUCAGACAGCUGCUGCUAAAACCACAAAGAAGCAAGAAUUUAAGGCAGAGGGGGUACCACUCUUCUUGUACACAAGCGCCCACAAGCCAUCUCUAGCUAGAAAAUCACCACCAGAGACUGAUGCCAAGAAAACAGAUCAUACCAAUUCAACUUCAGUAUUGCCUGUUCGUGAAGGCCUACCCAUUCUAUCAAAGCAGCAAAAUCCUCCUUUUCAUUUCCAGUUAAAUCACAAGCUCAGACGAAAAAAGCUAAAAUUAGUGCGGAACAAUGACAUCCUGUCACUCAUCCGACGCGGCAAACGAGCUGCUGAAUUGCUUAAAGGACUCCAUUUAGAUCAUUAGAUUUUCUCUUCAUAAAGAAUUUUCUUUGCUUUUUGGGAGGUUGAGGGUGCUUCUGCCUUUGUAUGUUAUGAAUUGAUGUUUGGGUGUAGAAUGAAGUUCAGUAUCAAUUUUAUGUGA